UUUCUAACAUUUAAAAUGCUUUACCAUAACGAAAGCUUGGUAAAAUCGCUUUUAUUCGUUGCAUUAAUAUGCACAUUCAUUUAUCACAAUGAUGGACAAGCGAAUCCUAGAGCUUCUACAAAAAUUUCAUCUAUUAAAAGCUUCUAUAACAAUGAGUUCGAUAAUGUAAACUUGGAUGAAAUACUGAAUCAAGACCGUUUGCUUAACAAUUAUAUUAAAUGCCUUGAAAAUGAAGGGCCUUGCACACCCGAUGGCAAAAUGCUGAAAGAAAUUCUUCCUGACGCAAUGCUAACUGAUUGCUCGAAAUGUACAGAAAAACAAAAGAAUGGCGCUGAGAAAGUUACAAGUCAUCUGAUUGAUAACCGACCAAAGGAUUGGGAAUUUCUUGAAAAAAUUUAUGAUCCUAUGGGAUCCUAUCGCAUAAAAUACCAAAAAAAAAAAGAAAACAUUUAGGUUUAAAAACACUUUUGUAAAAAAAUUAAUUUGAAUGAUUCGUUUCGUGAAAAUAAUUUAUAUAUUUAAAAUUUUCGUGUCACAAUUUUUGUUACCAUACGCCUCCGAGACGGCUAUACGAUUCUCAUGAAAUUUUGAGAGCGUAUUGAGUAGGUCUGAGAAUCCGCCAACAUCUAUUUUUCAUCCUCUUAAAUCCUGUUCGACUUACCAAAAAUCGCAUAUAAAGUGAGUUACUACCUCAUCACACUAACAAACUCACGCUACCAUAGCAUUUUAACUCAAUUUAAACUGAAGCAAAAAUCCAUCAUUAAGUAAAUACAUUAAUUCUAUUAAGGGGAGGCUAAGGUAUUAACUUUUUUUUUCAUUUU
Molecule: messenger RNA, 821 nt
Organism: Drosophila bipectinata
Lineage: Eukaryota; Metazoa; Arthropoda; Insecta; Diptera; Drosophilidae
Gene: a10
Product: antennal protein 10
Source: RefSeq, a predicted model, not a curated record